AUGACUGAAUCAUUAUUCGAUACCAACUUUACUUCUGAAAACGAACCUAAGUUGACAACCACUUCUGCCACUGGUAACUCAUCCGCCACUGAAACUCAAUCUCAGGGUGAAAGUCAAGGAAUCGCAUCUAAUAACGCCACUGGAAAUAACACAAGCAGUACUGAGAACACCACGAUCAACUCCGCAGCUGCUACUGCCUCUACCAGUGAUGCUCAUGCGACAAGUACCAAUCCAGAUCAUACCGCCACCGAUGCUACAUCACACAACCAAGAGCAUCAUGAUAACGAUGAUGGAUACGAUCACUCUACUUCAUUACCAUCGUUGGAUGACAACUCUAAUGCUGAUGCAUUGAUAAAUUACCGUGUUUUAGUAUCAGCUAAAGAAGCCGGUUGUUUAAUUGGACAAAAUGGAAAGGUUAUCGACUCAAUUAGAGAGGAAACAAAUACCAAAGCUGGAAUCUCUCGAUUGAUUGCUGGUACACACGAACGUAUUUUGACCGUUUCGGGAAAAUUGGAUGAUUGUGCUAAAGCUUUGAGUUAUUUUGCUCAAGCUUUACUUGGAUCAUCAAUUGAAACAUACAAUUAUUUCCCAUUAAAGCAAUUGAGUUCAACUCCAUGUGUUGAGCAUGAAACAACUAUAUUAAGAUUGUUGAUUCCAAAUAGUCAAAUGGGCACAUUGAUUGGUGCCAGAGGUGCCAGAAUUCAACAAAUUCAACAUAAUUUUGCCAUUUCCAUGAUUGCUUCCAAAUCCUUUUUACCCGGUUCAAACGAAAGGUUAGUUGAAUUACAAGGAACAGUGGAUGACUUGUACGAUGCAUUACGAAUCAUUUCGCGUUGUUUAAUUGAAGAUUUUUCGUCAAGUGUUGGUACUACUACUUACUACGUUCCCAAAAGUCAUCAAUUGACAAGAAAAUCAACCGCAACAAUCAGUUUCCCUAACGACAUGGUUGGAGCUUUGAUUGGUAAGAACGGUUCAAGAAUCCAAGGUGUAAGAAAAGUUAGUGGUGCAAUGAUUGGAAUUGGUGAAGCAGUUGAAGGCUCAGAUGAACGAGUUUUCACUAUAACCGGUACUCAACAAGCUGUUGAAAAGGCUAAGCUGUUGUUGUAUCAUAAUUUGGAAAGAGAAGAACAAAGAAGAGCUGAAGCAACUGAGUAG
Lodderomyces orthopsilosis Co 90-125 is the source of this 1155-nucleotide messenger RNA. RefSeq lists its product as uncharacterized. Gene Ontology annotation, biological process: 3'-UTR-mediated mRNA stabilization. The transcript has a single exon. Lineage: Eukaryota; Fungi; Ascomycota; Pichiomycetes; Serinales; Debaryomycetaceae. The record is from RefSeq and is a predicted model, not a curated record. Gene Ontology annotation, cellular component: nucleus; cytoplasm. Gene Ontology annotation, molecular function: mRNA 3'-UTR AU-rich region binding. The coding region runs from base 1 to 1155 and encodes 384 amino acids.